This is a messenger RNA of Coprinopsis cinerea okayama7#130, 1158 nucleotides long. Its product is annotated as aryl-alcohol dehydrogenase. The transcript is spliced from 14 exons. Bases 1 to 1053 code for a protein of 350 amino acids. The record is from RefSeq and is a predicted model, not a curated record. NCBI's taxonomy places the organism in Eukaryota, Fungi, Basidiomycota, Agaricomycetes, Agaricales, Psathyrellaceae.
AUGUCCAUCCCUGAAGCAGACAAAGUCAAGAUGCCCUAUGUCCGUUUGGGCAAUUCAGGCCUGAAGGUUUCCAAAAUUAUUCUGGGGACCAUGUCCUACGGAAGCCCGGAGUGGCAGAAGUGGGUGCUUGGCGAAGAGGAAGGUAUCCAACAUAUCAAAUACGCAUACGAAGCCGGAAUCAACACGUUCGACACUGCAAAUGUGUAUUCCAAUGGGUUGUCUGAAGUCAUCCUCGGCAAAGCUAUCAAACAGCUGAACCUACCCCGAGAUGAGAUUGUGGUUUUGACGAAGGUUUAUGGCACUGUUGGACGAGAGCCCUCAACCAUCUUCGGUCCUUCGAACAUUAACCCAGACGAAUACCGCUACGUUAAUCAGCAUGGGCUCAGUCGGAAGCAUAUCUUUGACUCGGUCAAGCACAGCCUGGAGCGAUUGCAACUCGAUUAUAUCGACCUUCUUCAAUGCCACAGGUUUGACUACAACACGCCCAUCGAGGAAACCAUGCAAGCACUCCACGACGUCGUCAAGGCAGGAUACGUUCGCUACAUCGGAAUGAGCUCAUGCUACGCCUGGCAAUUCCAGGUCAUGCAAAACUAUGCCAUCAAGAAUAACUUGACACCUUUCAUCUCCAUGCAAAAUCACUACAACCUUGUCUACCGGGAGGAAGAACGGGAGAUGUUCCCGACACUGAAGCUCUUCGGUGUCGGCUCGAUUCCGUGGUCGCCCCUGGCUCGUGGCCUCCUGACUCGCCCACUGAGCGAGCAAACAACUCGUGGGUCGACGGAUUUCUCGAUCGGCAAAUACGGUGCUGGUGCGGGAACAGAAGCCAUUCUCGAACGAGUUGAAGAAGUAGCCAAAAAGCGAGGGCUUACCAUGGCUCAAGUCGGCGUUGCAUGGAUUUUGUCCAAACCAGGUGUGACAGCACCAAUCGUCGGAACCACCAGCUUGAAGAACCUCGAGGAUCUCCUCGCUGCCGUCCACAUCACACUUACUGAAGAAGAGAUCCUGUACCUCGAAGAACCUUACAAACCACAGGCAAUCAUUGGACACACUUGAGCAUGUUUCCUACCUUGGUUACGCCACAACAAUGUAAAAGCUCUGGAAUCCUAAGCUUUAAUACAUACUAUUGUACGAUCGAUUGAAUUGACAGUCGGUUGUGGG